This is a messenger RNA of Larimichthys crocea (large yellow croaker), 2842 nucleotides long. RefSeq names its product neuropeptide FF receptor 1 like 2 (gene npffr1l2). Gene Ontology annotation, molecular function: neuropeptide receptor activity; peptide binding. NCBI's taxonomy places the organism in Eukaryota, Metazoa, Chordata, Actinopteri, Sciaenidae. Gene Ontology annotation, cellular component: plasma membrane. The record is from RefSeq and is a predicted model, not a curated record. The transcript is spliced from 4 exons. Gene Ontology annotation, biological process: cellular response to hormone stimulus; G protein-coupled receptor signaling pathway. The coding region runs from base 256 to 1539 and encodes 427 amino acids.
UCAUAUUCAACAGUGGACUCUUGACAUCUGCGAGUUGAACAGCAUCUGACAGCACGGAGGCAAGUCAUGUUCACGUUUCUCCAUAGAUUAACCUGUGGCGCACGACAGCACCUUCUCUCAGACACAUGUUAACUUCACGGAGCUCUGACUCAGAGCUCCAAAGAUACUCCUGAAACGACAGCAAUAUAACGUAACUAAAAGGAGUUCAAACAACUUUGUCAGCAUCAUCUCUCCAGCACAAAGACAACAAGAGGGAUGGAGACACUAAACAACGUGGACAAGGAGGGGAUGGAACUGGAGGGAUCAGCCACCACGGCAGCUGUUACAAACACCACCCUAGAUGAGGCAGCCAACAUCACCAACAUUACCUUUUUCCCCUAUUAUCAGCACUCUCUGUAUGUGGCUGCCAGCUACAUUCUGGCGUAUUUCUUCAUCUUCCUGCUGUGUAUGGUGGGAAAUAUCCUGGUGUGUCUCAUUGUACUGAAAAACCAUCGUAUGCGCACAGUCACCAACCUCUUCAUCCUCAACUUGGCUAUCAGUGACCUAUUAGUAGGCAUCUUUUGCAUCCCUACAACACUGGUGGACAAUCUCAUCACAGGUUGGCCCUUUUCCAACUCCGUGUGCAAGAUGAGUGGCUUUGUGCAGGGAGUGUCUGUUUCGGCAUCAGUCUUCACGCUGGUGGCCAUUGCUGUUGAAAGGUUUCGCUGUAUAGUGUACCCUCUACAACCCAAGCCGACUGUACGUGUGGCCAAGGCAGCCAUUGUGUUAAUCUGGUUACUAGCUGUGGCGAUCAUGUGUCCUGCUGCUGUGGCACUGACUGUGGAGCAAGUUCCUUUCCACUACAUGGUGUACAAUGAUGACUUCAACCACACGCUCCCCCUGUACACCUGCUACGAAAACUUUGCCAACCCUCAGAUGAGAAAAGUCUACACAGCGGUUCUGUUUGCACACAUCUACCUGGUGCCACUCAACGUCAUCACACUAAUGUAUGGUAGCAUCGGUGUGAAACUUUGUUCCUCUGUUUUUGCAAACAGAGAGGCACAGCCGGCCAACGCCACAGGACAGGUUGAGGGUAGAAGGGCUGGUCAGCCAAUGAUAUCCCAGAAAAAGAUCAAAGUCAUAAAGAUGCUUAUCUUGGUGGCUUUGCUUUUCAUGCUGUCCUGGUUACCACUCUGGACCCUCAUGAUGAUGACUGACUAUGCAGGCUUGGACAGAGACCAGCUAGACCUUCUGACCAGCUACAUUUUCCCCUUUGCUCACUGGCUUGCUUUCUCCAACUCCAGCAUCAACCCCAUCAUCUACGGCUACUACAAUGAGAACUUUAAGAGGGGCUUUCAGGCUGUGUGCAAGUCAUGGAGGAGGAUAGCCAGGUGGGACAGGAAAGAAAGGUCUGUGCGAGGAACUCGCAGAGGUACUGCCACUAGGAAUCACAACCAUCUUGUUUUGGGACUGAGAAAUCGAGUCCAUAAUGACAAUAAAUUGACUGACACAGCAGACAGGAAUAGGAGUGCAAGGGUGGCUUCUGUGGUGGUCCACUGAGAGAGUAGUAAUGGUGAAGGGACCAAAUGUAGCCAUAGUAUAUUGCAUUAUAGUCCCAAGAUAGAGACAAUUAUCAAUCAUCUAGCUCCCCAGUUUUUGUCAAUGCUUCUGUGUAAAUCCAUAAAUUGCCCAUUCUCAGACAACCAAGGCAAACAUACCCUUGCUGUAGAUUAGCAUAACAUUGUACUCACCCCUGCAACGUAGAGACAACAGACAUUAGGCUUCACAUUAGAGUGAAACUAGCUGAGGAAAAAAAAAGGAUAAGUAACGUCAUUACUGCUCUCCUUUCCCUUGUCAGCAAAAGGAAAGGCUGAGCAUCCACAUGCUGGGUAUGAAGACUGAGGUUUAGUAAUGUAAGCCUCAAGAUACAAUGGCCAGUCAGUAUUAAUCUCAGGUAUAAAUAAUAAUAUGAAAAAUGAAAAGAGACAGAUGUAGACAUUGUUCAGUCCAAAGGUGGUGUAAUGUAAAGCCACACAUUGCCAGCUGUACAAAUCUCCUCCAUCAUAGGAUCCAUAAUCAGGUUGAGCCCUGUUUGAAUGGAAUUUGGAGAGAUUAUGUGUAGUUGUGUCAUUAUUGUUAUGUGUGUUCAUGCUGUUACACAGAAUGGCCUCAGCAAGGAGUAGCAACAAGCGUAGCAACCAUACCGCCAAAUCAGGCUACUUGCUUUUGCAACAUCUAUUGUAAUAUACUGAAUGUAUACUAUACGUUUUAUACUGCAAACCAUUAUUGACCUCAGUGUUUAAUUUAGUGUGAAAAUGAUGAUAAUCAAUGAAUCUAGUGGUCAGCCGACAGAAAAUGAAUUUAUCAGUUUAUUAAGAAAUAUAUUUUGAGACUGACUUAAACUGUUCAAACUGCUGACUGUAAAAAAAAAAAAGAGUUUAACAUUUACAUUAUAAAAUCAAGCAUACGGUGGAACCAUUCAUAUCUGUCAUUCAUCACAUAAAAUUAUUACAUUAUUAUUCUGCCUUUCUCUCCAUAAAAAAACUCUUUAUUGUGCAUUAAAGAUCAGUCCCUCACAGAAUUGUUGAAACAGGAAAUACAUCAUAAAGUAAUGAUACCCUAUCAUAAGACUAUCAUAAGACAAGUUUCAGCUGACAUGCCUCCUUCAACUACAUUACCACUCUCUACCCUAGAUUAGUUUACAGGUGGGCUGUUAACUUCAGAGAAACUGUAAAGCAGUAAAAUUACUGUGAAAUAGUUCUGCUAGAUGAUGCCUCUAUGGCAACGUCAUAUGAUGAUGGAUAUUGUAAUAUAUAGUAGUCACUGAAAGCAAUCUACCUUAAUCUAAUCUAUAAUGAAAAAA